Molecule: messenger RNA, 5461 nt
Organism: Epinephelus fuscoguttatus (brown-marbled grouper)
Lineage: Eukaryota; Metazoa; Chordata; Actinopteri; Perciformes; Serranidae
Product: neprilysin-like
Exons: 23
Coding region: 366-2594 (742 amino acids)
Biological process (GO): amyloid-beta clearance; protein processing
Cellular component (GO): plasma membrane
Molecular function (GO): metalloendopeptidase activity
Source: RefSeq, a predicted model, not a curated record
UGUAAAAGUGUGUGUGAGAGCGUGGCUGGGGACGUGUGUGUGUAUGUGUGUGCAUGCUCAUGUUUCAUGAUUUCAUGAGUGUGUGUGUGUGCGUGCCUUUCGGUGAGGGAUUAAGGAUUAAUUGCCUUCAGAGAUAGACUUAACUGCUUGUUACAUGAACUUUGUAAAGUUCUCACUUGGCCCCGGAGAAGAAAACAACACAGUGUAGUGAGGAGCAGAGGAAAGGUCCCUCUUGUUUUCUGUUCUUCUGAAGUGUGUGUUUCUUGAUUUUUUCUUCUGUUUUUUUUUUUUUUUUUUUGGUCUGGAGUGUACUGCCACUAGAGGGUGAGUUGAUACAGCCGGCAGCUGAAGGAGGAGAGCUGAGAAUGACAGAGACCAACCCCCCCAAGUCGGCUAAGAAGCCCCGUUGGACCUCCCUGGAGGUCGGCCUCAUUACUAUUGUCUCCUUGCUUUUCAUCGUCAUCGUUGCCCUCAUCAUCCUCUUUGCCACACAGAAGACUGAUGAAAUCUGCACCACAGCUGACUGCACGCAGUCAGCAUCUCGCCUAAUUGAAAACAUGGAUGCCAGCGUUGACCCUUGUGACAACUUCUACCAGUAUGCCUGUGGAGGCUGGCUAAAAAAGAACAUCAUCCCUGAGACCAGCUCCAGAUACAGCACCUUCGACAUCUUACGAGACGAACUGGAGGUCAUUCUCAAAGGUGUCCUUGAAAAAACAGUGGAGGGGGAAGCCACUGCACUCACCAAGGCUAAGACCCUUUACAAAUCCUGUACCAAUGAGAGUUUAAUUGAGCUCAGGGGAGGGACUCCUUUGCUGGACAUGCUUCCUGAUGUGUUUGACUGGCCCAUAGCUGUGGACGACUGGGACAUCAACUAUGGUAAAACGUGGAGGUUGGAGCAUGUCAUCGCCAAGCUGAAUGAGAAAUAUGGAACUCAACUCUUGGUUAACUUUUUUGUCGGCACUGAUGACAGGGACUCCAAUUCACACAUCAUUCAUUUUGACCAGCAGACAAACCUCGGCCUCUUGUCCAGAGAUUACUACGCCUGCACUGGACCCUACGCAGAGGCAUGUCGGGCCUACGAGCAGUUCAUGAUUGACCUGGCUAAGCUGAUCCGCACUGACCGAGGACUGACCAUCAAUGAAACCCACAUCAGAGAGGAUGUGACACGUGUUAUGGACCUGGAGAGGGACAUCGCCAAUGCUACUGAUACUCCAGAGGAUCGUAACAACCCAGUGUUGCUUUACAACAAGAUGGAACUGGGUGAUCUGAACGCCAACUUCACCCUUGAGGUUGAAUCACAGGUAUUUGACUGGAGUUACUUCACAGCUAAGAUAAUGGAUACAGUCAACAUCAGUGUUCCUGACACAGAAAAGGUCAUUAACUACUCCCCCAACUAUUACAGAAGACUCAACCUCAUCUUGGCCAAAUACAACAAGAGGGAUCUACAGAACUAUAUGGUGUGGCGUUUUGCUAUGAACAUGGUGGUGGGCCUGAGCAGAAAUUACAGGGACACCAGGAAAGCCUUCCGCAAGGCUCUGUCUGGCACUACAUCAGAGGCAGCGGUGUGGCGACAGUGUGCACUCUAUGUCAACAACAACAUGGACAAUGCUGUGGGACGACUGUAUGUGCAGGAGGCCUUCUCUGAAAAGAGCAAAGAACUGAUGGAGGAGAUGAUUAAAGACAUUCGGGAAGUGUUCAUCAGUAACCUUGAUGACCUGACUUGGAUGGAUGCGGAGACCAAGAAAGCAGCUGAGGAGAAGGCCCGAGCUAUUCGGGAACGGAUUGGCUAUUCUGACAACAUCAUGGAUGACCAAUACCUUAACAAUGAGUACAAAGAUCUGGCCUACAGUGCAGAGGAGUACUUUGAAAACAUCCUACAGAACCUGGAGUAUGUGCAGAAGAAACGCCUGCGGAAACUCAGAGUCAAAGUCAACAAAGAAGAGUGGGUAACUGGAGCUGCUGUUGUCAACGCCUUCUACUCAUCCAGCAAAAACCAAAUAGUAUUUCCUGCAGGUAUCCUCCAGCCGCCUUUCUUCAGCAAAGGCCAGGCUAAAUCUCUCAACUAUGGUGGCAUCGGCAUGGUCAUCGGUCAUGAGAUCACACAUGGCUUUGAUGACAAUGGUCGUAACUAUGACAAGGAUGGAGACCUGAAAGACUGGUGGACUCCGGACUCCACUCAAAGGUUCCUUGAUCUGUCAAAGUGCAUAGUCAAUCAAUAUGGCAACUUUUCCUGGGACCUGGCCAAUGGACUUCAUUUAAAUGGUAACAACACCCUCGGGGAGAACAUUGCUGACAAUGGAGGGAUACGGCAGGCGUAUCAGGCCUAUAAGAACUAUGUGGCAGAACAUGGAGAGGAACCACCACUGCCGGGCAUCUACCUUUCCCACGACCAACUCUUCUUCUUAAACUUUGCUCAGGUGUGGUGUGGAACACACCGACCGGAGCAAGCUGUUAAUUCCAUUAAAGUAGAUGUACACAGUCCAGGGAAAUUCAGGGUACUGGGCUCCCUUCAGAAUUUCCCAGAAUUUGCCAAAGCAUUCAACUGCAACAAGAGCAGCAACAUGGUCCCUGACAACAUCUGCCGUGUGUGGUGAUCCACAGACCUCUGGGAUGGGGACUGUUCUGAAGUGGGUCGUCCCUGUCUCCUUGCAGUACCUCUCCCCUCUGACUGUUGGAGCACUCGUGGGGGGCUACAGGGAAGUGGAAACUCCCCUUAGCUCUUUACUGGAUGGACCAGGGCUGGUGGACUGACACUGCAGUAUCCACUUCCUCCGAGGAAAACAGUGGACUGUACCCUCGCGGACAGACGGAGCACUGUCUCUCCAACUCUGAUACUGUAGUUCAUUCAAUCAGCCAGAUUAUUCUGCUAUUCACUGGAUACAAUCACUCCUAGUGUUUUUAUUUUUUCCUCUCAAUUUUCAUCCUGUUUUACUCAUCAGUUGUGAGUCUGCCAAUGUAUGUGUAUGUGUGAGUGCGUGUGUGUUUGAGUGUGAGAGAGAAAGUGUGGUUCAGUCAAAAUACUGUACAAGUUGUUGGCAAGAGAGGGGCAGACAGACAAAUGUGCAAAUCCACUGGCAUAUGAAUACACCACCCACUCACACUCAUACACAUGUAACAGGGCUGAACCACUGUACUGUAUGUGGGACUGAGCUGUAUGCCUCUCAUAAAACCUCAGCUGGUUUCAGCCUCCAUCUACAGUAUGUACUGAUACACUCUACAAUGUAUUCAUAAUGUACUCUUUGUUAAUACGUAGAAAUUGAUUAGGUAAAUUAUUACAGAAAAUCAGAAUUUAUUUUGCUGAAUAGACCAGUAAGUAUUAAACUGUAAUCACAUAUUACACAAUACAGUUCUAUCUUUAAUAAUAAAGACUUAACUGCAGUUGACAGGCAGCUGCCGCUCAUUAGCAGUAUGUCAAAUAAACCAAAAUAUAUAUAUUUUUUUGCCUUUAAGACGACAGCUGGUCAUGAGUCAUUGAGCUGACAAUCGAGUCACCAGAUCCUUUUUAUACAUUCACCGAGCCUCCUGUGUGUUUCUGCAAAGAUGUUUGUCACUAUGUGUUUUCCAGUCUUUUUAAAGGGAAACUUUGACUAUUUUAAACCAGCUCUGUGUCAUCACAGUGUGUGCAGAUGAGUCCAGAGCACUAUGCUGGUCAAAGCUGGUUGAACUUCAGCAAAUUUCCCCUGAUCGCUGCCUACUCUUUGUCAAGCAAAUUAGUAUGCCUUACAUGAUCUGUUGUGCUGCUGUGUCUGAGAGGAUGAUGUGUAUUUGCAGGAGAACAAAGGAUCAGAAAAUGCAUCAUUAAAGCGAUAGUCUGACUUUUUCAAAAAUCACUUAAUUACUUUCUUGCGGUGAGUUAGGUGAAAAGAUCAAUACCACUCUCUUGUCUUUAUACAGCUGGCAGCAGGCUAGCUUAGCUUGGCAUAAAGACUGGAAACAGCCAGCCUGGCUCUGUCCAAAGGUAAAAGAAAAAGUGCCUGCAAACAUCUCUAAAGUUCACUAGUAACUUUGUUACUUCUCGUUUGUUUCAUCAGUGCAAAAAACGAAGUGGAGGACAUGUCUACCUGAAUACAUGUGGAGCCCACGGUAUAUAAUGAGGCAUUAUGACACUGUCAGACAUCCUACAAACUCUUGUGCAAGUGGCAUAGGAGCAACAGGGCUCCUAUGUAGGGGGCUCCACCUGUAUUAAAUAAAGAAGUGUUACAAUACUGUAACCUUCACUCUGUCUCACACAUCUCACAUGUUGGGUACAGUGGGUGGAGCCCAAUAAAUGAACACCCUGCCGCGAUAUAACAUCUGCCUAGCCACACUGAUCCUAACCUGCUAAAGGUUAGUGGGCAAAAGGAUGUCUGAUGGCGUCACAUGCCUCCUUAUAUGUGUAUGCAUGCUUAUGAUUGGAGGAGAGUACUGCUCAUAGAGUACAGUAGAUGGCGUGUGAGAUACAAUAACAAGCUGUGUUUCUGCAUGGUGUUAUGUGCCAGACGAUUUCUUGGCUUGGAGCAGUAACUUUGUGGAGUCUCCGCCAGCUGCCUGGUAACCUAAUUAUGACAAGUCUUCAGGACUUGAAGUCUUUCCCCUUUCAUUUCACUGUUGAUUAAACAAACAUAUAACAGAUUAAUUAGUUAGCUUUAAAUGUGCUGGUCGGCAGAUUUUGUCUUUCCUUUGGACAAAGCCUGCCAGCCUGUUACCCCUGUUUCCUGUUUCUGUAUACUAAGCCAAGUUGUAUUCAUAAUUAACACACUGGUAUGAGUGGAACCAAUAUUCUCAACAAACUCCCGGCAAGAAAGUGAAUAUUUAAGAAAUUUAAGAAUCUAUUUAAGAAAGGUGCAGCGAUUUCUCCAUUUGAUCUUGGUUUCGUCACAUGAAGUGUGCCAUAUUACCCAUCUUUUUUUUCUUUCUUUUUUUAAUAACUUUUACACAUUGAAGUCAGUUGACAGACAAUAUAACUGAGCUUUCGAAGGAUUUUUCUAUUUUAGACUGUGAGUCUUUGCUGGAACUUUUGAACUUUUCAACAUUGCAUGCAUUUAUCUGAAUGCAGGGGGUAUCACGUCAGUGGAUAAAAGUAUAAUUUUCCUGGUUUUGAAUGACUUUAUUUUCUACUACAAAGUUUAGCUGAAGCUGUAACACAAGGUUGUUAAUUGUGGAAAUUUUGCCUUUGCCUAUGCCAAUGAAUGACACGCCAUGAUCAUGGAGACUACUUCUUCAGACAGUUCACAACACCCUCCAUGUCCAGUCCACAUUGCUGUUUCCCUGUACUCUGUUCUUCGCAUUGUUUGUGCAAGUUUCCUGUCCCUCUGUCACUGUCGCUCACUCCCUCAGGCUUUCUUUCUCUCUGCCUCUCUCUCACACUCCACCUGUAGAAAGACAGAUAUACCUCAGUUGCCUGUAUUUAGAUACUUUAUUAUAAUGACUGAUAAUCAUCUUGAGGAGCAUUUUUUCUUUCAAAAUAAAUCUUUAAAUAACA